UUGGAGUUCAGUUUGCAAACUGUCUCUCGUCAAAGGGGGAAGGGGAGGAGUUUCAUGUGUAUGUGGGCAUGGAGAAUGGAGCACCCUCGUGGAGAUCGGGCGUCCAGACACAGUGCUGUUGAUCUAAAGGAGCUGAGCGGUUGGCCCACUACAAGGCGAGAAAAGUAAGAGGAAGUGCUGAGAGGAAAACAGAGGACAGAAGACCCGCCAGGCAUUCAGUCUAAGCCAGAAAGGGCCUGAAAACGUGGCAGGGAGAGACAGCAGAACUGCAAAGAGGGGGAAACAAAAGAGGAGAGACAGACCUUCAUGAUGAGUUACCCAACCGCUCCGUUUCCCACUCAGAACCCUCCACCUUAUUCUGAGAAUCUGUCUGAAGAUGAACCAAAUCCCAGCAAGAAAAUGCUUGCUGAACAGCCACAGCCAGGUCCCAUGGGCUAUGGGGCAACUCCACCGAUGGCACCGCAAUACCAGCAGUAUGGCCAGCCCGGUGCAGGAUAUGGCCAUGGCCCAAUCAUCACACAACCUAUGCAGGCGGUCUUCAUCACGCAGCCCGUCAAUGAACCGGAUUACCUGGGCUACUCCAUCUUCACCAUGCUUUGCUGUUGCCUGCCCUUGGGGAUCGCAGCCCUGGUCUACUCUAUACAGACCCGAGAAGCCAACCUCAGUGGAAAUAUUGCUUCUGCUCAGCGCAACUCAAGGAUGUCACGCAUCUUCAACCACACAGCCCUUGGGUUGGGGAUUGUGAUCCUGAUUCUGUAUAUCACCUUAAUGGUGAUACUUACUAACGUAUACAGACGCCCCUAGGGAUGGCCAUACAAUAGCCAUAUGAUACAAGCCCUCCCUUUGUACACCCCACUGGAGAAGUCCCAUUCUGAAGCCAUUCUUUCUAGGAGCCAUUUCAUGAAAAGACACACUUGGGGCCAGUUCACACAGGCAUAUGCAACACCUUUCCAUUCCACUUGGCUUGACGACCAGCAGUCGAAUGUAUAGACUGUGUAAUGCUGCGUUGAAGGCGACAACAGGUGAUCCGAAGGUACUGCCUAUGAUAGAUCUGCAAUGACCCAUGAGCAUCAAGUGAUGAACGUUAUGUGUGGUCCAGCUCUAUGUUACCCAAACAUGGUCAACUGAAGCAAGAGAACAGGGGCAGGCAAAUUGAUUGACACCAAAGGUUACCUGGAGUCAAAAACUGGUCCAUUUGAUUGCUGGGUAGCAUCAAUAUUAUCAGCUGUGUUUCCAAGAUAAUUCGACUGUUCUGCUCUAGUACUCCCCAUUGGUAAAAAGUCACAAUCUUUCUCAGGCCUGGCCCUGUGUUAACAGAGCAAAGGGGCACUUUUUCAAGGGGUGUCUCUUUUAUAUUUAGCAGCGGGAAAGCAACUCCCUUGUAUCCCUCCAGGAGUUUUUUCUGAUCUUGUCUUUCUUUUUAGAGAGUUCCUUUAGGAACGGGGAACCCUCUUUUUUCCUUUUUUCUUUCCCACCCCCCACCCCCCUACAAACCUCUUUGAGAACUCAUGUUGAAAAGUGGCACAUAAAAAUGCUUCAUGAUAAUAAUUGUUUAAAAGAAUUUUUAAAAAUUAAGUGAUAUUAUAAUUUUCAUUUUAAUAUUGCAAUAUUAUAAUAAAAGGCAAAAUAUGACUCUUA
Hemicordylus capensis (graceful crag lizard) is the source of this 1638-nucleotide messenger RNA. RefSeq names its product cysteine-rich and transmembrane domain-containing protein 1-like. The transcript is spliced from 3 exons. Gene Ontology annotation, cellular component: membrane. NCBI's taxonomy places the organism in Eukaryota, Metazoa, Chordata, Lepidosauria, Squamata, Cordylidae. The coding region runs from base 307 to 804 and encodes 165 amino acids. The record is from RefSeq and is a predicted model, not a curated record.